This is a messenger RNA of Urocitellus parryii (Arctic ground squirrel), 2779 nucleotides long. RefSeq names its product mitogen-activated protein kinase kinase 1 (gene Map2k1). The record is from RefSeq and is a predicted model, not a curated record. NCBI's taxonomy places the organism in Eukaryota, Metazoa, Chordata, Mammalia, Rodentia, Sciuridae. Gene Ontology annotation, molecular function: ATP binding; protein kinase activity. Gene Ontology annotation, biological process: protein phosphorylation.
CUUGGGAUGUGUGCAGGAGAAAUUCAGUGUGAGGGGUGCAUCGGUGCAAGUUGCAAAAGAUGAAGCUGGAGAGGACCAAUCUGGAGGCCUUGCAGAAGAAGCUGGAAGAGCUGGAGCUUGAUGAGCAGCAGCGGAAGCGCCUUGAAGCCUUUCUGACCCAGAAGCAGAAGGUGGGAGAACUGAAAGAUGAUGACUUUGAGAAGAUCAGCGAGCUGGGUGCAGGCAAUGGCGGUGUGGUAUUCAAGGUCUCCCACAAGCCGUCUGGCCUGGUCAUGGCCAGAAAGCUAAUUCACCUGGAGAUCAAACCUGCAAUCCGGAACCAGAUCAUCAGGGAGCUGCAGGUUCUGCAUGAAUGCAACUCCCCAUAUAUCGUGGGCUUUUAUGGCGCAUUCUAUAGUGACGGGGAGAUCAGCAUCUGCAUGGAGCACAUGGAUGGGGGUUCUUUGGAUCAAGUCCUGAAGAAAGCCGGAAGAAUUCCUGAACAAAUUUUAGGAAAAGUUAGCAUUGCAGUAAUAAAAGGCCUGACAUAUCUGAGGGAGAAGCACAAGAUUAUGCACAGAGAUGUCAAGCCAUCCAACAUCCUAGUCAACUCCCGUGGGGAGAUCAAGCUCUGUGACUUUGGGGUCAGCGGGCAGCUCAUUGACUCCAUGGCCAACUCCUUCGUGGGCACAAGGUCCUACAUGUCGCCAGAAAGACUCCAGGGGACUCAUUACUCAGUGCAGUCGGACAUCUGGAGCAUGGGGCUCUCUCUGGUGGAAAUGGCAGUGGGGAGGUACCCCAUCCCUCCUCCAGAUGCCAAGGAGCUGGAGCUGAUGUUUGGGUGCCAGGUGGAGGGAGAUGCAGCUGAGACACCCCCCAGGCCCAGGACACCCGGGAGGCCCCUUAGCUCAUAUGGAAUGGACAGUCGACCUCCCAUGGCAAUUUUUGAGUUGUUGGAUUACAUAGUCAAUGAGCCGCCUCCAAAACUGCCCAGUGGAGUAUUCAGUCUGGAAUUUCAAGAUUUUGUGAAUAAAUGCUUAAUAAAAAACCCCGCAGAGAGAGCAGAUUUGAAGCAACUCAUGGUUCAUGCUUUUAUCAAGAGAUCUGAUGCYGAAGAAGUGGAUUUUGCAGGUUGGCUCUGCUCCACCAUAGGCCUUAACCAGCCCAGCACACCAACCCAUGCAGCUGGCGUCUAAUCCUUUGGGAAGCAGCAAAGAGCGAGUCCUCUGCCCAGUGGUGUGCCGUGUUGCUUUUGGGCCUCUCCCAUGCUUGUCUCUGUUCAGACGUGCAUUUGACUUAUGACAAAGGAUGAAGAACACAGCAUGUGCCAAAACCGUACUCGUCGUCAUUUUUAAUAUUACUGUCUUUAUUAUUACUACUGUUAUUUCCCUAAGUGGAUUGGCUUUGUGCUUGGGGCUGUCUGUGAGUAUGUUAAUCAAAACACAUGCCAAGCUGAAAUACAGUGACACUUUGGUGACCGUGGGUAGUCAUUCUUACUGACAUUUGCACUGCUGUUCCUGCUCCGCGACUGGCUGGCCGCCUGUAUCUCCAGGAUUCUUGACACUUGGUGGUCCUUCAUUUCUGCCAAGUGGACCUUCUCUCAGUGUGAGUGCCAGGGAGCCUCAUAAGUCCCUUCACAGGCAGUGCAUGUGAAGCAUGCUUUGCUGCUGUGAAAAUGAGUACCAGAAAGUGUACAUCAUGUUAUUUUAUUACCAUCUUUUGCUUUUGAYGUAGAAUUCAGCAGUUUCCAUCAAAAUCUAGCCAGAGCCAUUCACUGCCAUGAUAGCUGGGGCUUCACCAGUCUGAUUUGUAGACUUCUGGUUGUAUUUCUAUAUUUAUUUUUAAAUAUAUUGUGUGGGGUAGUAAAUGGUAUAUGUAUCUUUAAGUUUAGAUUAGUGUUUCUAAAAUGGUGGAGUUACUCUGAAUGUCACAAAUGAAUCAAGGCAUUGAAAUAUGUCAGAUUUCUAUCUUCUCCCAAUCUAAGUACCAAUGCUAUUGUAAACAACGUGUAUAGUGCCUAAAAAAAGUAUGAAAAUCCUUUUAAUCAUUUUAAUCCAGAUGUUUAACAAAUCUAGUCUCUUAUUCUAAUAAAUAUACUAUCAAGUUAAAGGAUGAAAGGUAUUUCUACUUUUGUGGUAGGCUUUGCAAUUUCUCUAAUGUAUAAGAAAUCAAAUGAUUUAGUCAAGCAUUGUUGUGGGGCAUGGGGAAAGUAGGAAGGAGGCUGAAAGGCAGAACUAUCACACCAACAACAAAUUCAGGACAUUGGACUAAUGGGUCUUCCUGUGAUUUCAAUCUUUGUACUAAUUCUUCUGCUACAUCACCUUACCUGUGACUUUCAACCACUUGCCUUUAGACUUAUGGACGGAUCCCUUCUUUUCCUUUUCUCUCUACAUAGGAAAAAGCAGCAGGUAGGGUUUGGGAACAAGUCUAAGAAAAAUCACAAGCCAUUUCUCAGUGAACAUUCCCCGUUUUCCUUAACAAAGAGCUGAGUUGGGGGUAUACCUGCUCACCCGAGGCCCUGCAGGCUUUGGAGCCUCUAGCCAGGCAGAGCCAGUCUGCUUUGUUACAAUGAGCAAUGGAUUAUCUUCUUGCACCACUUACACUUAACUCCACCUUCCUGGAAGGGAGAAAUGUGCCUGAUGCCAGCUUUGUCAUGUCUGUGAGGUGGCAGUGAAAUCACAGUAAUUAGAUGUGGUAACAGCCACACAAAGUAGUCUAAGGUGGGCAGUGUAACUAAAGCCAUGAGCCAGGUGUGGUGGUGUACACCUGUAAUCCCAACAGCUCAGGAGUCUGCAAGUUC